AUGGCAAGAAUAAUGAGAAGUAGCUUCUUAAAUCUUUUACUAUUAGUGGUCUUAUUUACAAAUUUAUUACACUGUUUUGAUGCUCAGCCUGUGCCAACUCCUGCUCCAUCUCCGAAUUCACCUUCACCGGCUCCAAAUUUGCGUCCACCUUCGCCUACACCAGCUCCUGUUCCGCCUCCUAAUUCGCCUCCACCAGCGCCUGUUCCGAGUCCUAUUUCUUCACCUCCCCCUAAUCCAAAUGCACCAGAACCGGAACCUACUGCGGCUGGUCAAGGAGGCUCAUCGGGUCUAAGUGGCGGUCAAAAGGCGGGGAUAGUAAUAGGUACACUUCUGGGAGCUGCCAUAUUAGGUUUCAUUGGAAUGGUUUGCUGGAAGCGCCGAGUUAACAUUAGAAGAAACCGUUAUAGUGAUGCUGCCAGAAACAUUGAACUUUGA
Molecule: messenger RNA, 435 nt
Organism: Medicago truncatula (barrel medic)
Lineage: Eukaryota; Viridiplantae; Streptophyta; Magnoliopsida; Fabales; Fabaceae
Product: vegetative cell wall protein gp1
Exons: 1
Coding region: 1-435 (144 amino acids)
Source: RefSeq, a predicted model, not a curated record